Molecule: messenger RNA, 4125 nt
Organism: Trypanosoma grayi
Lineage: Eukaryota; Euglenozoa; Kinetoplastea; Trypanosomatida; Trypanosomatidae
Exons: 1
Coding region: 1-4125 (1374 amino acids)
Biological process (GO): intra-Golgi vesicle-mediated transport
Cellular component (GO): Golgi apparatus; COG complex
Source: RefSeq, a predicted model, not a curated record
AUGUCGUCAGAGGAGGCGGUGCAGGAGGUGCGGCGCAUCUUCAUGAACAACAGCGUGGAGCAGGUGCACGACUACCUCACCACCAUCACACGCGGCAUUGAGGAGAGCGACGAGCGGCUCAAGCAGAUCGUGGGCCAAAGUUAUCGCGACCUCAUCGCCGCGUGUGAUCGGGUUGUCGGAAUGGAGCGCACCUGCAACAAGCUCCUCGCGCUGCAGAAGCAGCUGCAGUUGGAGCAGCCGCAUCAGCAAGCACAGAAGACGACGUUGUCCUCUUCGCCGUUGUCUACAGUAGGUGGGGAUCUGCUCGACUAUUCACACACGCCCCGGCGGAUGGUCCCCACGCCGCACAACGAGGCGUCUCCCAGGGCGGUCCCACCGGAGAAUAGCGCCUUCCCCACCAGCACGGUGCAAAAGGAGUCAACGGUGCCGGAUCUCAACGUGCUGGAGUUGGAGCUGCGUCGAAAACUUUUCUUCCAACACCGGUGCAUGGCGAUCGAGGGCCUCCUAGGCGCACAGGAGGUUCAAAAGGCAGCCGCCGUGUUGCAAGAAUUGCGUGAGACUCUGCGCAAUAAGGAGAACGUGGUGGAGCAGGGGCUGCUGUUGCCCACAACGACGGUGGACAGGCAGCAGCAGCAACAGCAGCAACUUGAAUUGUGUGCAAGCCGUCUGUACAACGCGACGGGGGAGUUGCUGCGUAAGGACGCCGAUGACGCAGCGCUCCGUGCUGUCGCUGCCGCAGCAUCCCCUGCUGAUGCGGCAGGUGCUAAACACCGUGUGCGCGGCAACAGCAGCGUCGACACGAGGCGCUCUGACGAACACAUGACGGACAGCAGCGAAUCAUCCGUCACGGUGGAGCACAUGGCGGAGGCACACGCGGCGCUCGGCAUACUGUCCGAGGUGCCUGCACCGCCUGCGCUGCUGCUGCUCAUCGAUCUCGUGUCCCGUAUGAUUGAGGGCGACCUCCAUCUGAUUAGCGCCGUGGAGUCGCGAAGGUCGUUAGGACGACACGCCACCGCCGGUGACGACGGCGCUCGGCCAGCAGGAGUGAUGGAGUGGCUGCGGGCGGUGCUGCAGCUGCCACCGUGCCUGCUCGACUCGGGCGAGGCUGGCAAAUUGCCAAACGUUACCACCAGAAGGAGUAUCGGGGAAGGAAACAAACAAGACAGCAGGAAUAAUGCGGUCAUUGCUCUGCAUGCGGUGCAGCGUGCACAGCAGUUGUUCUUUCACUUAGUGGCAUACGUGGCGUCGGUGGCGCCGCGUUUGUGCGGACCUGACGGGGGCGGUGUGGGUGCCACGACGGUGGAGGGUGACAACAGUGGUGGUCGCCCUCUCACGGCGGAGGAGGAAGACGAGUAUGCCAACUGCCAGCGGCGGCGGCGUACGGUGGAGGGGCUGCUCACUCUUCGCACUCGCCUCGCCGCACAGCAGCAAGAGCAAGGUGAGAAGCAAUUAACGGAGACGACUGACAUGACGCCAAUGCGGCUGAGUGGCAGCUUCACACGUGACGCCCUCUCUUCCUCGCUGCGCGCUGUCACAGAUGACAGCGUGGAUUCGUCACUCCUGCACGCGGACACCGCUGCAGAUCUGCACGGACCGAAUCGGUCACGGGCACGCACGGCGUAUCUGCGCGAGGUGAUGCGUCACGUGUGUGGGCUGCAGCUGCUCGACCCCAGGCCCCUGCGGCAGGCAAAGGCGGGAAAGAAAUAUGACGUGGACAGCGACUGCAAUGGCGAGAGCAACAACAAGGACAACAGCAAGGACAGAGGUGGUGCCAGCACGACGGUGAAGUACUGCGAUGUGCGUGAGCGGCUGCUGAUGGUGCAGGAGUUGGUGUCGAGGCUGCUGGGGUGCGUCGCGGAGGCUGGUCUUCUGCGCGAGCCGCACUGCAUUGGCGUGCAGGAGCACCUCGCACGAAGCGAGGCGUCCGGGAUGCAGACGCGUCUCGGUAGAAAUAACGAAGCUCUCUUUGAUGAGGCCAAAUGGGUGGCGAUGGUCACUAGCACGACGGAACGCGCACUUGUCAAGGCAAUGGGUGCGGCGUUGCGCAAGGCGGACCGCGUCUGCAACUCCAUUCUGGAGCGUGUAUGCAGAGAUGCUCAAGAGGAACAGCAACGGCCACAGUCAAGCCAAGUAGAAGACCCCACGAGGUCACGGCCGAGGGCACCGCCGCAGUUGACGCAGGAACUGCUUUGCCGCUCGCUCUGUGUGAGCCAACGCAUCACGGCGCUGAAGCGCGGCAGUGGCAAUGCCCGUCGCUACUCCUCUCCGUCAGUGCCACCACUGAAACGCCCGCCGCCCUCCGUAAAGGACGGCACCGCGACGAAUGCUGCGCUCGCACGUGCCGUGGUGCAGUGUGUGUGGUCUCACACAAAGCCGUUGGCUGAUGGGAAGACGUUUUACGGUACGAUGUACCCGCGUGCAGGUGGCAGCAGCAACAGCGGCAGUACCAACAACGCUUCAGCAGCACCGUCGGCUGCCACUUUUGCUGCCAACAUCUUCGCUGCGGUGUUGAGUGGUGGCGACUUCAGCCGGGCUUCGGAGAGGACGGAGGAGGAGAUGGGGGAGGAACUGCUGUUCGCGGACGACGAUGACGAGAAGGUUGAGGACAACAACAACAGCACGCCACCACCGGCAGCGGCAGAAACAGCCACAACAUCAGCGGCGCCGGCCUCACCUAAUCCAGCAUAUGUGGAUGAAGGUGAUGAUGCGGCGGAUCUCAGUGUGCUGCGGCACAUGCUGCUGCGUAUCUUUGACGCCGAACACGUGCAGACAACAGCACAGGCGGCGGCGCACAGUCUCAUCACGGCGUGGAUCACAACAGUUCUGCGACGCGUGCAGGAGCUAAUGAGAAAACGUGAGGAGAGCCAGCGGCAGCAGCUUCAGCAACUGCAAGAGGACAGCGUUGAGUCGUGCGCAUCGAUGAUGGUUAUGUUUGAUCGUUUCUCCCUGCUUGUGGAGGUGCUCCUGCAGGCUGUGGAGACGGCGCAAACAAUGAGAGGAGGGGGAGCAGAAACAUCAAAAGAACCAACUGCGUUGCUUGUGCGGGAGUUGCGCGAGACACUUGUGGCAUGCUACACACCGUGGGUGCAGCUUCUGCGUCGUGAAUGGGAAAGCGGGCUAAGCGCGGCUUACCGAGAGGCGCUGACGGUCGUCACGGUGACGACAGCCGCGCCCUCUCUGGCCUCACGGCGCUACACGCUGGAGUACGCCGCGUGCUGGCGCCUUAGCACAGAGCAGCCUGAGGCUCAGGAGCCACAACGCCAUCGACAGCAACAGCAGCCCAUCGCGUACCCCGUGCACCUCACGCCGCACGUGGCGGAACUUCUCUUCACGCUGCAGCACAUCCUCUAUAUGGUUGGUGUGGGUCAGCGCCUGCAUGAUACAGUGCUGCCGAUUCUUACCCGCGAGUUGCUUGACGGGACCGCUGCUGCUGUGUUGAAUGUUGUGCUGCCGUUUAUGAGCGGGGCCGCCGCUACCAGGAGCGGCGACAGCAGUGCAGGCGCUGGCCGUGGGGUGGGCCACACUCACAGGGGUGGCGGUGCCGAUGACGACAAGGAGGAGGCGCUGCUGCAGCUCUACUUUGACGUGCGUUACAUCGCCGGCCUCUUCACACAAGGCGAGGGUGCCUCACCUCCGCCCAUCGUGUCGGUGCUGCGGGCUAUUGAGGAACGCAUCGAUCCCGUGGCGUGGUCGCUGGCGUCGCCGCUGCUGUCGCGCGCCAAUGAGCGGCUUCUACGUGCCACCGCUCUCUCCUUCGGCUCGUGGAGUGCUGCGGCGAUAGCGGACUUGGGGGACAAUGCCGCCAUCGAUGGCGGCCGCGUGGCAACGAAUGCCCAGCCGCAGUUCAACGGCGCCAUUGUGGCCGCCACAGAGCGUGAGCGCUUUCCGCUGUUACCAUUGACCACCACCGCGCCGUCACCGCUCACCUUGACAGGGGCAACAACAGCGGCAAGGGGAGGAUUGGGAGAAGUACUGCCGGGCAGCAGCACGAGCAGCCGUCCAUGGUCGAUGAACACAACGGCUACGGCUGGAAAGAAAGGGGCCGUCGCCGCUCAUUCUUCCUCCACUGCAUCGCUGCUGUGGGGUGAUAGCACGAAGAAGGGGUGGAUGGGGUCGCUGUGGUGA